Molecule: messenger RNA, 5022 nt
Organism: Stereum hirsutum FP-91666 SS1
Lineage: Eukaryota; Fungi; Basidiomycota; Agaricomycetes; Russulales; Stereaceae
Exons: 15
Coding region: 1-5022 (1673 amino acids)
Source: RefSeq, a predicted model, not a curated record
AUGAAAACUGAGGCGAUAGAGGCUGAGCUCUCUACUCCGAAGUCUUCUCCAGGACCGGCAUCCACCACAGACGGGACGCCCUCCCUCCCAGCAAAAGUCGAAACGCAGAACAACGCGUCGUCUUCAACGCAUAUACCCACCUCCACCUCUUCUUCUGCGUCCCGAGAGCCUUCCAGCUCCUUACUUCAACUCCCCGCACCAUCCGCAUCUAAGGCCAAGUCAAAGUCCACGCCGAAAUCCACACCCAAGUCAAAAGACAAGGUGAAGGCCAAACCAGCCCCUACCGUCACGCAACCUCCCAAGCCUCCGAAAUCCAAAGCCAAGCCCAAACCGAAAGUCGUUCCUUCUCUUCCUCCUCCAUCUACCACCACCGCCGUAGCUACCGCGCCAAUUCUCACCACCUUCGCCAUCGCUCCUGCCGCCCCCGGCCUACCCCAGACAACCUCCCUCAUCGACCGCCUCACGCCAGCCCACAGAUCCCAGCUCUCCCUCGUCUGGAUUCGUGAGCCCCGAGUACCCUCUAUCGAGUCACGUCGGGCCUGGGCGUUGGCCAAGAAUGUGAACCCGAAGGCGGUCAAUGACUGGUUUUGGAGGAGGAAGGCUGGUGCGAAGAGGAGGGGGUCGUUAGGUGUGGGAGUCGGUGGCGUUGAGGUGGUAGACGAGGAGGCGCCGGAGAAUACACAGGAGAGGGCUACGGAUAAAGAAUCAGGGGAUGGGAAGGAGGGUGUGGUUAAAGUCGAGGAUACGGAGGGAAUGAAAGAAGCGACGGAGACGAAGUCCAAUGGAACAGGGAAGGGGAAAGAAAAGGCAAAGAAGAGACCUGGAGAAGGCUAUGAGUUGGGUGUUGACGAGCCGGUUGGUUGGGUCGACCCGACGACUGUUGUGAAGGAGGAGCCGAAGGUCGUCGAGGAGGAGCCCACAGAUCCGGAACCUCCUGUUGCGAUGGAUGAGGGUGAGGGUAGGGACGCCAAACGAAACGGAAAGAUGAAGACGAAAGGGAAGGGAAAGGGAAAAAGAGUGAGGAUUCAGGAUCCGGAGAAGGACGUUACUGUUAAGUCUGUGAAGAAGAUGGAGACGGAACCCGGGCCUCCUCCUAGGAAACGACCGAAGCUCGACGUCGACUAUACUCCUGCUCUUUCUGCCUCACGCUAUCAUACUCGCUCUGCUGCUACCGCUCUCGCUGCUUUCCUUCCGCCAUCACCUCCGUCUCCUUCUCUCAGUGUUCUUGCUCCUGCUUCACCCCCUCGUCCGUCUUCUCCUGUUACUGAUCUUGAUACACAAAACGAUAGUGACCACGACGAAGAGACUGGCUCAUUUCCCUUGGCACUUCCUCCCUCUUUUGCGCUUCUUCCUAAAGCUCGUACCCGGAGCCGCAUCUUCAGAGCUCAGCUGUCUUCUCCUCGGCCUCCUUCUCCUCGUUCUCGUAUUUCUGCGACGCAUAUAUCCACCCUCCCGACUCCAAGCACGCAUACAUCGACCUCCUUGCCCAGACCUCCGACGCAUAUACCCACCCAUCCACCUCACAGCACGCAUAUAUCGACCCUUACUGGGCCCGGUAUGGCUGGACAUACGCAUAUAUCCACAUAUCCUGACUCGGAGGCAGAACUAUCCGCCGCUCAUACCCUUCGCGAUCUCAGAUUCUCUCGUCAUCAACAUGUUGCCCGACCUCGGUCCACACUCAAGUUCUCUCCUGGUCGGAUUGGGGAGUAUGAAAGCGAGGACGAUGAUUACGCAUAUAUCCACCCCGAUCCACCCUCGGACGUAACUGAACCGGAUAAUAACUCUUUCGGCUUCAGUCUCGGUCACAUCCACGACUUCGACGGAGGUGUCGAUUCCUUGUGUUCAUCCCGAUUUGGACAGAGCUUUGUGGAACGCCCUGAUCGGAGCAGUGCGAUCGAUAUCUUCGGUCGCGACGGCAACGGUAUAUAUUUCAACGACGACAGAGACAAAGACACGGAUGCCGUAACGAUCGAUAGUGCCAGCUCGUACCAUGUCAGCAAUGCGCGUCCAACAAACGACCUUCGUCCUAUUUCAUAUUCUCCCUCCUCGGACACGUCUUUCAGCACUGGAUCGCCUUCGUAUAUAAAUACUGCUCCGGACUCUGCGUUCACUCCAAUUUAUCUCCCUCAUCGCGAUCACCUCGAUACUCUUCUUUCUCCGGUCGGCAAUCGCGUUCUUGCUCUUGAUCGUUCUCGUUCUUGCGCUCCUGCCCCAUCUCCCGCUUUUGCUUCGUCUUCAGCACCACCGAUACCGGUCCCCUACGUUGCACCAUCAUACCACUCGAUGUUCAACAACCACGAGCAAGACAACGAUUCGUACUCAUUCACGAUGGACACGUCUUCCAGUCUCAAUGCCCGCGAUCCUCACGGUUUCUUCGCUAUCGCCAACAGGACACCAUUCCCCGGAGCCUUGGUCUCAGCUUCCGAGACUGCGUCGAUUCCCGGCUCGAGCUCUAUGGAUUGGACGUCCUCAGCUUCCGGGAACGCACCGCUUACGGACGUGUCUAUGAGCAUGGCUGGUUCUGGGAUAACCUCCAGCGAUGGGGCGGUCGGUCAGGCAGGUGUCGGGGGCUGGGUUAACGGAUAUCAGAACGACAAUAACUAUAUUCAACAACAAAAUCUCGCCAACUACGACAACAACGGGAUGCUUGAUCCUCAUCUCUAUGAUCCCUCGUCGUCUUUCGCGCCUUCAUACACACGAGCUCCGAUAUUCGGAUUACUGGCGAACUUCGCAGAGCAUGCUGGUGCGUUUUCGCUUCUUUUCUCCGAUCCUGCCGAUCCUUCGACUGAGAGCUGGGGAUAUCGUGACGUUUCAGCCUUACAGUCCUUCAACAUCGCGAACGACGCCUUCUCUCUUCCCAACAUCGAUCCCAGAACCACUCCCACAAUGCCCGGAGAGGAGUGGAGUGCUCUUAUGGAGGACGACAUCCACCUCCGAUUCCCCCACCUCAGCGACCUCGACCGACAACUACUUCACCAUUCGUAUAUCUCGCAUAUCCAACAGUAUAUUGCCCAUCCUACGCCGUCCGAUGCAGUUUUCGAGGAACUGGGUGGCCCGUUACAGUUCCCGGAGGAGGAAGUGGAUCUGUGGGACGAUCCGAAGGUGAGGAAUUUUUGGAUGAGUCUGGGAUGGACGAGGGAAAUGUGGGAAGAGAAUUGGAGGAGGAUUGGAGAUGCGAAUGGAAUGGCGGCUCUGGAGUGGCUGCUUGCCUUCCGCUCCUUCCUUCCCACUGCUACCGCCGUGCUAUCGCUGUCGCACUUCCUCUCAGCCGCUGGUCUCGCAAUGCAUUGGUUUAUUGCCGAGUCGCUAUUUGAUCUUCUUACAAUGCGUCAGCACGGGCGCGAGGGCUCCUCAAAAAAAUCUCCACCGGCACCGCAUACUCCAAGUGCCAACCGGAAAGGUAUCACUGAAGAACGAGAAGGUUUUCCUCUAUGGGAAACGAGCUUUGCACCUGGAGUGUCCGCUGGUUUCGGAUCAUAUUCUGCCGGUGGACGAGAAUCGAAUCCUGCGCGCGGCUCAACUCAUGAGCGCGGACAGAGUCCUGAGCGUGGAGAAGAAGCAGAGAAUGUCAAGAAAGAUUCUGUGGAGCCAGAGCUACAGAUCGAGCUAGACGCAACUACGUUCAUCCUCGUCCACCCAGAGGGCCAGUCUGAGACUCAAUCGAGGCCACCCCAUGCUCUGACUAUCGAUGAUUUACUCGUUAUAAAAGAUGCUGAACCGGACGCAACCUGUCAAGUCUCCGUGCAAUGCCCGAUCAGAGCUCUCCAAUGGCUGAUGCAAAAUAACGACCAUCCCUUGAUCAUUAUGAUUCGGGAGAAUGGCAUCGGUGGCCCCCUCCCGUUCAUGCUCUUCCCAGAUACAGAGGCUCUUGCCUUGUUCGGUUUAUUUGAUGACUCCAAUGUCAUCGAAGCUGCUUGCGAACUUGCACAACUGUCUAAAAUUUCCGUUGUUGUUCGACCGACAGACGACUAUCCCAAACCGGAAACCGAAUCAUCUCAGAUACAGAAGACCUUCGACAACAUAAGCGUAGCUGUCGAUGAUGAAGAACUUCACAACUCUCGAGGAGAAACUCUGGCUUUUCGGCUUCGUGGCGGAUCUUCCCGUGGGGAUGUUUCCACCAAAGGGAAGUCUUCGUAUCCGAAGGAUGUAUGGCCACGAUCGGAUCGGCAACAUAGCCUCACAUUGGAUCUUAUUCUGGAAGAUAUCGGCAACUUUGGAACACCUACACGAGGAACUACUGCUCGCGAUGUGCACGGUUUUCCACUGCUUACCGACGCAGAUGCUCAGGUGUCCAUAGGGGAGUUGCAAGUGAAAACCUCUGGGACGAAAAUCGACCUCGAUACGCGCUCUUAUGGACACGUCGGCGUCAUUGCAAAGAAUUCCGAACGAUGGUUCACAAAUAAUGAUUUUAUUCAUCAUGGUCAUGACAUUCCAGACGUAAAGGAAAAGCGUGGGGAGCAAAGAGGCGAACAACAGGGACUUACCGCUACCAUGGGAGGCCCUAAACCUAUUGCGUCGAUCUCAGGAACAACGUCACGCUCACAUCUUCAGUCCGCAGAGUAUCAGGAUGAACAGACAAGAGGGCUGACUGGGAGCCUUAUUGGUUAUGAUCAGGUUGUGCCGCAAUGGAUCGUUAAACAAAAGGAUGGUUUUCCAGAUGAAGUCAAAGGCAGAUCUUUCAAGUCGUUCGAGACGACUUAUUAUCCCCACGACCAAUGUAGAGAGCGAAACAAGCUCAAGGUCUCCUUUGGUCAGGCGGUCAAAAUGAAGAAUGACAUCAAUAUCUGGAUCUCCAACGGAGAUGAACCCGUUCCGUAUUUCGGUACGGCGUUGGUCAUCUCCAAUUACGUGGCAAAAAUUACUACGAUGGACGCGCUAUCCAUACACGAGCGAUUGAAAGUGAAAGUAACAGCCGAUUCACUGAAAGGAAUCAGUUCCACACCUUAUUCGCGUGCCAAACCACAGCCAUAUCUUCAGCUCCGGACCGUGAUGCCGCGCUUUCGGUCGCUCUCGCAGGCGUAG